Lagopus leucura (white-tailed ptarmigan) is the source of this 3847-nucleotide messenger RNA. Its product is annotated as titin-like. NCBI's taxonomy places the organism in Eukaryota, Metazoa, Chordata, Aves, Galliformes, Phasianidae. The transcript has 3 exons. The coding region runs from base 754 to 1677 and encodes 307 amino acids. The record is from RefSeq and is a predicted model, not a curated record.
UAAACCUACAGAACCUGCUGCUUUUAUGGAGAAGCUAGAGCCAGCUCACCUGGUGAAGAAAGGCGGAUAUGCUGAACUGACCUGUAAAGUCACUGGUACUCCUGAGAUUAAAAUCACAUGGUUCAAGGAUGACAGGGAGCUAAAAGAGAGUGACAAAUUUAGGAUGUCUUUCACAAAAUCUUUGGCAGUACUUCAUCUUACAGACGUUGAGACUGAAGACAGUGGGGAAUAUAUUUGUGAGGCCAGAAAUGAUGCUGGGAAAGAUACUUGCAGUACCAUUGUUACAGUCAAAGGUGUGUGUGACUUCCAGCAACUCAACCAGUUUGUCUCUUCAAAUUCUGUGCAGCUCUACAAGUUUCCAGAGUGUGAUUAAUAUAAACUGCACUUUCUCUCUUUUGCACUAUAGAGUCACCUUAUUUUAGAAAGGAGUUUCAAUCCAUGGAAGUCUUGAAGGAUUCUGAUGUGGUUUUGGAGUGCGAGGUGCUUGGUACACCUCCCUUUGAAGUGUUUUGGGUGAAGGAUGAUAAGCCUGUGCGGAGCAGUAAGAAGCAUAGAAUAAGCACUGAGAAAUCUUUGAUUAGCCUCCAUGUCUUCAGGUUUGAUGCAUCUGAUGUUGGUGAAUAUCAGUGUAGAGUAACAAAUGAUGUGGGAAGCUGUUUCUGCAGUUCAGAGGUCACACUGAAAGGUUAGUGCAAGGUGGAAAACUCCACUAAGCGUGAUUUUGUGCCAGUGUGGUUGCCAUGCCACACAAGCAUGAACCAGGCCUGUACUUACUUAGUCACUUUCUUCCUGCUAGAGCCUCCCCAGUUUUUGAAGAGGAUAGAAAACAUUAGUUCCCUUCGAGGGGGCACAGUCGUGUUUCAGGCUGCUGUUAAAGGCUCCUUGCCCAUCACUGUGUCCUGGCUGAAAGACAGUGAUGAAGUUAUUGAAGACAGUAAUAUCAAAAUGACCUUUGUGAACAAUAUUGCCACUCUUCUGGUGAAGUCUAUUGAACUGAAACAUGAUGGAAAAUAUUUCUGCCAGGCUAAAAAUGAGGCAGGAAUUCAGAGGUGCUCUGCUCUGCUGACUGUCAAAGAGCCUGCUACAAUCGUGGAUAAGGCUGUGUCAAUAGAUGUGACUGAGGGAGACCCAGCAACCUUGCAAUGUAAAUUUUCCGGAACAAAAGAUAUUACAGCCAAAUGGUUCAAAGAUGGCAAGGAAUUGACUUUAGGCCCAAAAUAUAAGAUCAGUGUUACAGAUACUGUCUCAGUCUUAAAGGUACUUCAUGCGGAAAAGAAAGAUAGUGGGGAAUAUGUAUUUGAGGUUCACAACGAUGUUGGAAGAAGUAGCUGUUCUGCCAGCAUCAAUGUCCUAGAUCUCAUUAUACCACCUAAAUUCACCAAAAAGCUCAAGAAAAUGGACAGCAUUAAGGGAUCUUUUGUCCACUUGGAAUGUAUAGUGUCUGGUUCACAUCCUAUAAGUAUCCAGUGGUACAAGGAUGGUCAAGAAAUAACAACAAGUGAAAAGCACAAAUACUCUUUCCAUGAUAAUACUGCCUUUCUGGAAAUCAAUAAACUCGAAGGCACAGACAGUGGCUCUUACACUUGUGAAGCAACAAAUAAGGCAGGAAGCAACCAAUGCAGUGGGUUCUUAACCGUCAAAGGUUUGAGCUCCUUCUUUUCUUUAUUAUGUCUCUAAUUCAUAGUUUGGGAUCUUUCCUAGAAGAAAGUAAUCCUCUUUCUUUUUUUUUUUCCCCCAUGUUAUAGAGCCACCAUAUUUUGUGGAAAAGCCUCAGUCCCAAGAAGUUGUGCCCCAUGCUAGGGUUCAGUUCAAAGCAUUGGUGAAAGGCUCUACUCCUCUGCAGAUAAAGUGGUUUAAAGACAGCCAGGAGCUCCUUUCUGGAGCCAAUCGUUCUGUCUGGAUGGAUGACACAUCUAGUGUGCUGGAGCUCUUCUCAGCUAGGAUGUCUGACUCUGGGAACUACACUUGUCAGAUAAGCAAUGAUGUGGGGACUGCAACAUGUAAAGCAACUUUGUUUGUAAAAGGUGUGCAGCUCAGUGUUAUUCACGUCUUUGUUGUUCUGAUUUUUCUGUACAAAUGAGGGGGAGGAGACAGGAAACACUUUUUGGAAAAGUAUUUCCAAAAAACUGAAUGUUAUGAAACCUCACUUUUUUUGUCUGUCUUCUAGAGCCCCCCAGGUUUAUUCAGAUGCCAACCCCUGUAGUAGCUUUGCGUGAAGGACAGUCCACUACUUUUGAGUGCCAUGUAGUAGGAACACCAGAGAUACGUGUCACGUGGUACUUGGAUGGGAAUGAAAUGACUGAUGAAGCUAAGUACGGCAUCUCUUUCAUUGAUGGUCUAGCCACUUUGAAAGUCACUCAAGCCAGAGUGUCGGAUAGUGGGAUUUAUGUUUGUGAAGCCCACAACGAUGCAGGUAGUGAGAGCUGCAGCAUCGAGUUGAAAGUAAAAGGUUGGUUUUGAAAAUUUUGUCAUCAUCCAGCUAUGCAACAUAACUAGAGUGAUGAAAUGGGGGAGACCAUUUCUCCCCUCAUAAUUACCAAGGUUACUAUCCACUUUCCCUAUCUUCCUCUUUAUAGAGCCUCCAACAUUUGUUCGAGAGUUGAGACCUACUGAGGUAGUAAAGGGUUUGGAUGCCAUGCUUGAGUGUGAGGUGACUGGUACUCCUCCAUUUGAGGUGAAGUGGCUGAAGAAUAAUAAGGAGAUGUUCAGCAGCAAGAAAUAUGCUAUCUCCACCAAAGAAUCAAUAUUUACUCUUAAUGUGACCAACUGUGACACCUCAGAUGUAGGUGAAUAUCAGUGCAUUAUAUCAAAUGAAGUUGGAAGCUGUUCUUGUAGCACAAGGCUCAGCUUGAAAGGUCAGUCUCUUGAAAAGUACCCCAAAGAUUACUGCCACUAGCUGAAGUACAGUGACUAAGAUGACCUUAUGUGAUCUCUCCUUUAUUCCCUUUCCAUGACUUACCCUUCUACACAAUAAAACCUCACACCAUAGAACCAGCAUCCUUUGUCAAGAAACUGGAGAAUGUUACUACUGUUUUGAAAGGCUCCGCAUCCUUCCAGUGUGUCAUAGCAGGUGCUCAACCCUUAUUUGUGUCAUGGAUUAAGGAUGAGAAGAUACUGGAAGAUGAUGAACACCACCACAUUACCUUUGAGAAUAAUGUGGCCACAUUGAAACUUACCAAUGUCGACCUCAGCCACAGGGGGAGAUAUACCUGCCAGGCAAAGAAUGAAUCUGGAGUGGAGAAAUGCUUUGCUUUGCUUUUUGUGCAAGGUGUGUAGCUGCACCCCUUCAAGCUCAUCCUUGAAAAUCAGUCACUUUUCAGUGUCACUAACAACCAUUUUUGUACCACAUUUGUAUUUUGUACUUGUACCACAGAGCCUGCACGGAUUAUAGAAAAGGCUAAAUCACUUAAAGUUACUGAAAGAGACCCUGUGACUUUGGAAUGUACUGUGGAGGGGACACCAGAGCUCCGAAUAAAAUGGUACAAAGAUGGCAGACAGCUUCUACCCAGUAGAUAUUACACAAUGAGCUUUGAAAACAAUGUGGCCAGUUUCAGGAUUGAACCUGUAUCGAAGGAAGAUAGUGGUACAUACAGUUUUAAGGUUGAAAAUGACUUCGGAAGUAGCACCUGCGAAGCUAUUCUGACUGUGCUAGGUUUGUAUUGUCAUUUGGCAAAUUUGCCAAUCCAACAAGAAGAGAGUGAAAAAAAAAAAAAAAAAAAAGUAGAUUGUGAAAGAUAAGCAGUAAAGUAACCAGUGCAUUUUUGCCAUGUUUUGUGUUGUACAGAUCAAGCAAUUCCUCCCUUAUUUAUCAAAAAGCUAACCAAAAAGGAUACGGUUCUGGGAUCUU